AUGGAAAUGCUGGCAAGGACCAUCAAGUACCUGCAGCCCAACCCAGCCUCGCAGGCUAAGCUGACCAUGCUCAACACGGUGUGCAAGAUCCGGGGCCAGGUGAAGAACCCCGGCUACCCGCAGUCGGAGGGGCUCCUGAGCCAGUGCCUGAUCUGCCACCAGAAGGAGCUGGGCAACGAGUCCAACUUCAGUGACGCACUGCUGGAUGCCGGCGAGUCCAUGAAGCACCUGGCAGAGGUGAAGAACUCCCUGGACAUAGAGGUCAAGCAGAACUUCAUUGACUUCCUCCAGAACCUGUGUGAGAAAGACCUGAAGGGGAUCCAGCACCACGUGCAGAAGCUGGAGGGCCGCCGCCUGGACUUUGACUAA
Molecule: messenger RNA, 369 nt
Organism: Symphalangus syndactylus (siamang)
Lineage: Eukaryota; Metazoa; Chordata; Mammalia; Primates; Hylobatidae
Product: endophilin-A2-like
Cellular component (GO): cytoplasm
Molecular function (GO): protein binding
Source: RefSeq, a predicted model, not a curated record